AUGUCCGCCCCAUCGGAAUGGACGUCCGCCUUGAAGGCAUUCCCGACCUCGGGGCUAACUCUGGUCGAUCCAUCCACGGAGAUUGAGGAAGAAACCCUGCCAACCUAUCAGCCGGGGAAAUACUACCCCGUGCUCCAAGGCGACGUCCUCCACAACAGGUACCAAGCCUGGGACAUCGUGUCCCCUCGGACCCUCUUCAGCGGUAAGAACCCGGAUGGCGUCUUCGAUGAUCGGGUUCACCUCGCGGAGAUGGUCGCGCUGUUGGGCCCUCCGCCCGCGACAUUCCGCGAGCGGAGCAAAUUAAGCGCCGUCUUUUGGGACGAACAGGGUAACUGGAAGGAAUUGGCGCCACUGCCCGACAUCUCCCUCGAAAGCCUGGCGGGUGACAUCAGGGGGAAGGACAAAGAAGGGUUUCUGCGGUGGCUGCGAGCAGCCUUGCAGUGGAAUGCCGAGGAUCGACCUUCCGCCGUGGAUCUGUUGUUCGAUGCGUGGAUGAUGGAGGGCCUCGGCAUGCAGAAACAAGGAUAA
Molecule: messenger RNA, 528 nt
Organism: Aspergillus heteromorphus CBS 117.55
Lineage: Eukaryota; Fungi; Ascomycota; Eurotiomycetes; Eurotiales; Aspergillaceae
Exons: 3
Coding region: 1-528 (175 amino acids)
Source: RefSeq, a predicted model, not a curated record